AUGGCAACCCGCGAUCCCGGCGAAGUUGCCGCUGACGCUCUCAACGACUUUUUCGGUCAACUCUACAGCUUCUUUGAGACCAUCUUUACCCGAUUCUUCGGAAACCUCUAUGCCUCCUUCGCCGAUGUGAGCAUCAACCGCUGGACGAAGGUCAUUCUGUCUGUGAUCGGCUACCUUCUCAUCCGGCCAUACAUCGAGCGUUUCUUCAAGUUCAUGCACGACCGAGACCGCAAGAAGCAGUUGGAGAAGGAAAAGGCCAAGAAGGAUGGAAAGAAGGCGAAGAUGUCAGCUAAUGAGCUUCGUGGCGGCGCCGGAGCUGGUCGAGUCCUCGGAGAAGUGGAGAACACGGACGAUGAGAUUGAAGAUGGAGAGGACUUCGCGACGGCGAGCGGCGUCCCUGAGUGGGGAAAGAACGCUCGGAAGAGGCAGAAGAAGUACAUGAAGAACCUGGAGAAGGAGGCUGAGAGCCGGACACACAAUCUCUCUGAGGAACAGCUUAUGGAGCUACUGGAUUGGAGUGAGUCGGAGGAUGACAAGGCCGCUGGGCACGCAGCGCUUCUAUUUGCUUGCUCAAAUACAGCAUGUCGCAGCAAUACAGAAAAAGAAGAAAGAUCGCGCUCGCCUGUUUACCAUGCCGUGCGCGAAAAAUCCGCUGCGAUGGUAUUGAGCCCAGCUGUGGCCCAUGUAAACGACGAGAGACCUCGUGCUCUUAUCCCGUGGAAAGUGCCAGAAAAGCUCAAGACAACCAGUAAGACCCUGCUGUGGAUAGUGGACGAAGCCUCGGGCCAACUGUACCUGUCAUUUUCAGGUAUAUACACCGGUUGCACACCGUUGAUCGAGCUGCGUCUGCCAGAGCCACCCACAUUCCUGCGUGGUGUCGGUCACCAAAGCGAUCUGAAUAACGAUACCGCUGACUCUCGGAGCAUGCCUUUGCGAGCACACACAGAGGGUGGUCCCAUUGCUUUCCCUCAAAAUGCCCUCAUGAGCAAUGACGGACACAGUGCCUCUAAUCUUAGAACAAGGCAAGCCUCGGGCUUCCGGAGUUCUAGAGGAAGCCGAAGCCGAAUCACCGCAAUGGGCAUAACACCCGACGGACUCUUCGGCUUGUCAGAGAGCGAGGACGAGUUCUUUGGUGAUUCAUCGGUCGCGUCUUUUCUAAAACAGAUCAAAGAAUCUGCAACAAAAGAGCCUGAACGAGGACAAUCGACAACAAAUCCGGUUCCGAGUGCGACAUUUGGCACACCAUCAAUUCCAACGCCACCAGUGGCUGAUAAUAGUCUGAGUGUCAAAGCCUACCAUCUACCACCCCGACAACUGGCUGACUAUCUUUUAAACUUCUAUUUCGAUAAAAUCCAUAGUCUGUAUCCAUAUGUUCAUAAACCAAACUUUCUUCGCGCUUAUAGGCGCUUAUGGACGCCAGAUACGGAAACAGACACAGAAACCAUCUCGUCCGGACUGGGCUUAGGAGAUGCCUACGUGCCCCCGGCACUGUUUCAUUGCGCAUUGAACAUAAUAUUUGCUCUUGGAUGCCACUUUUCUAAAUUAGAUCAUACAGCGCGGCAAGCUACAGCGGAGGAGUUCUUUCAGCGUUCGCAGCGACUAUUGAAUGUGAUGUCACUUGAUAAAGGUGAUUUAUCCCUAGUACAAACCUUACUAUUGACGUCGCAAUACUUGCAAGGUGGCGAAUCUCCAUCGAGAUGCUGGAAUAUAAUUGGCCUUGCUUGCAGAAUCGCUCAAUCUCUCGGAAUGCAUUCUCUUAAGGCCGAUAGGCCUAGGACACCGGCCCAAAUACAGAUGAGAAGGCGUGUCUGGCAUGGAUGUGUAAUGCUUGAUCUUGCAAGUAGCAUGAUGCUGGGUCGUCCGCCCAUGACUCAUUCUUCCGCAGUACCUCUUCCAGAAGCUAUCGAUGAUGAACUUCUCAAUUCGACCACAGCAGCCUGUCAAUCACCAGUGGGCACGCUUUCAAAAGCUGAGUUCUAUGUCAGAACUCUACAGUUAUACAAGAUACUCAGAAAGAUACUAUAUGAGGUCUAUGAGCCUUGGGAGGACAGGGGGUCUCCUGAUCAGUCAGAACGGCCAAAGUCCGAGAAUGAGUUAGCACAGACCUUGCUCAGUUUAGAUGAGGAGCUUCUGAAAUUUGAAUCAAGUCUCCCAGCGGCUCUACAAUGGCGUGAUGCACAGCAGCCCGCUGGUGUGGUUGGACCAUUCCGUCGUGAAAGCAGCCUGUUGAGGGGAAGAUUUCUUCAUCUGAGGAUCUUGCUUCUUCGUCCUACAUUUGUCAAGUUCUGCCGUGACAAUCUGCCACCGCGUCAAGCGGGCGGCUACCCUCGACACCAACAAGUACCGUUGAAAAGCAGAAUAGCCGUGGAUUUCAGUAUCAGCUGCUCGACGUCAUGUAUCGAGACUGCGGUUGAGCUGUCGCAUCUUAUGAAUGAAAUUUCGACGACUGAACUGGCAAGUGUGUGGUGGUACAAUGUUUUUUAUGCUUUUACGGCUGGUGUUGUUCUUAUAUUGGCACAGGCAUCCCCUGCUAUGAAGUCUAGAUUUUCUCAACCAGUCUUGGGCAAUGCUUGGAAAAGCUGCUGUGACUGCUUGGAAAACAUGGACCUGUACAGCAACACCGCCAGAAACUGCGCCAUCAACCUGCGGAAGACCCUAUCCCAAGUGCUAGGCGGCCAAGGGCAUGAAACUAGUGUGUAUAUUGAGAAACCUGCGCCUCAAACUACAGACCGACAAUUGGGCCAAGAUGUUGUUUCAUCGAAAGCACCGAAUUUCUUUUCCAGUCUCGCUGGAUCAGAGGUUAGCGAUGGUGCCAGCCAAGGCGCUAUGGAUACUCAAUUCUCUGAGGCAUUAGACUCUCUCUGGAGUGGAGAUGAUGUGAAUAGUUCCCUGAUGGAGAUGCUAUGGGAUGACCUUUGGUUGGCAGCGCCAUCAUUCUUCUGA
Molecule: messenger RNA, 2943 nt
Organism: Aspergillus tubingensis
Lineage: Eukaryota; Fungi; Ascomycota; Eurotiomycetes; Eurotiales; Aspergillaceae
Exons: 7
Coding region: 1-2943 (980 amino acids)
Biological process (GO): positive regulation of transcription from RNA polymerase II promoter by galactose; DNA-templated transcription
Cellular component (GO): nucleus
Molecular function (GO): zinc ion binding; RNA polymerase II cis-regulatory region sequence-specific DNA binding; DNA-binding transcription factor activity, RNA polymerase II-specific
Source: RefSeq, a predicted model, not a curated record